This is a messenger RNA of Phragmites australis (common reed), 1752 nucleotides long. RefSeq names its product glyceraldehyde-3-phosphate dehydrogenase GAPCP1, chloroplastic-like. The transcript has 14 exons. The record is from RefSeq and is a predicted model, not a curated record. Gene Ontology annotation, biological process: glucose metabolic process. NCBI's taxonomy places the organism in Eukaryota, Viridiplantae, Streptophyta, Magnoliopsida, Poales, Poaceae. The coding region runs from base 213 to 1451 and encodes 412 amino acids. Gene Ontology annotation, molecular function: NADP binding; oxidoreductase activity, acting on the aldehyde or oxo group of donors, NAD or NADP as acceptor; NAD binding.
GCGCACGGGCAGCCACCCACCUACCAGCGUGGCGGCCACCCCUUUUUAUUGGAACGCUGAACGCUUCAGCCCCACCGCCACCUUCCCCUCCCCCGGUCGCCUCCGCCGCCAACGCUUCCGCGCCCCCGAAAGCCAAAUCCUCUCUCCCCUCCCGCCUCCGUCGAACCCUAGCGCACCACCCACGCGCCCCGACACCGCCCAUUCCCCUCCCCAUGGCGGCGCUCUCCGCCCCACUCCGCGCUGCGACCGUUGCCGCCGGAUCCCGCGCCGCCGCCGACCCCGCCAAGGUGUCGUGCGUAAGGAGCACCGGCUCAUCUCACUUCGGCUGCGGCUUUCCCUCCAUCAAGGCCUCCUCUUCGGCUGCUAGGAGCAUUGAACCGCUGAGGGCGAUAGCUACACAGGCACCCCCUUCUGUCCCACAAUAUUCAAGUGGGGAGAAGACGAAGAUUGGCAUCAAUGGGUUUGGACGGAUUGGUAGGUUGGUCUUGCGAAUUGCAACUGGCAGAGACGAUAUUGAAGUUGUGGCUGUGAAUGAUCCUUUCAUCGAUGCUAAGUACAUGGCAUAUAUGUUCAAGUAUGACUCCACUCAUGGUCCAUUUAAAGGUUCUAUUUAUGUUGUGGAUAAGUCAACACUGGAGAUCAAUGGGAAGAAAAUUACAAUUACAAACAAAAGAGAUCCUGCAGACAUUCCAUGGGGUAACUAUGGAGCUGAAUAUGUUGUUGAAUCUUCUGGUGUUUUUACGACGACUGAGAAAGCAGCAGCGCACUUAAAGGGUGGCGCUAAGAAAGUGGUGAUAUCUGCGCCAUCAGCAGAUGCUCCCAUGUUUGUAGUUGGAGUUAAUGAGAAUCGCUACGACCCAAAGAUGAAUGUUGUUUCUAAUGCAAGCUGCACCACCAACUGUCUUGCUCCACUUGCCAAGGUUGUCCAUGAGGAAUUCGGCAUUGUUGAGGGCCUCAUGACAACUGUUCAUGCCACAACAGCCACCCAGAAGACUGUUGAUGGUCCUUCGAUGAAGGAUUGGAGAGGGGGACGUGGUGCUGGCCAAAACAUAAUUCCGAGCUCCACUGGUGCAGCAAAGGCUGUUGGAAAAGUCCUACCUGAGCUGAAUGGAAAACUCACUGGCAUGGCCUUCCGAGUUCCAACACCAAAUGUCUCUGUUGUGGACUUGACAUGCCGGAUCGAGAAAAGCGCCUCCUAUGAUGAUGUGAAAGCAGCCAUCAAGGCGGCAUCAGAGGGUGCACUCAAAGGUAUUCUAGGCUACACAGACGAGGAUGUUGUCUCCAAUGACUUUGUUGGUGAUUCUAGGUCAAGCAUCUUCGAUGCCAAGGCUGGUAUUGGGCUGAGCUCUUCCUUCAUGAAGCUUGUGUCUUGGUACGACAACGAGUGGGGUUACAGCAACCGGGUUCUGGAUCUGAUCGCCCACAUGGCUCUUGUCAGCGCCAAGCACUGAUGUCCUGAGAAAUAAGAAUCAUCCAGUAGCCUAGGAAGGCUGCAAUUUUGACGUCCGUUUACUUUUUAGCUGUGGUUUGGAAUAAGAUGUAAUGUUGAACACUUUGAACUCGCGUUAAAAUGGACUCGGAUCCAUGACAAGUUUGUAGUUGUAGCAGGGGUAAAAUUUGCUCCGUAGUACCCUGGCAUCAUCUGCAGAAUUGUUAAGCGAACCAUAUGGUUAGUCGACUUGAUUCAUUACUCGUAAUGUGAGCCCAUUUAUAAGGAGAUUUGUUGGCACGGACGAUCUCUGCUUCCAACAA